AUAUGGGUCUAUUGAGUGAAGGCAGUCCCAUGUCAUGGGAAGAAACCAAAGCACUGGCCCAGCAUGUACGUGAACAUGGCAUACAACAGUUCAUAAAUCUUUAUCAUCGGCUAAAAGAUCGUCAAGGUGACGUUUUGAAAUGGGGCGAUGAAGUUGAAUAUAUUAUUGUGAAAUUCGAUGAACAGAAUCGUGUGGCACGUGUCUCCCUUAAGGCUCAAAGUCUGUUGGCAAAAUUAAAUGAAAAAGAAAUGACCGAUCCACAGGGUGUCAAAUCACUGUGGCGUCCCGAAUAUGGUGCCUACAUGAUUGAGGGCACUCCCGGCAAGCCAUUUGGCGGUUUAAUGGCUCAUUUCAAUUUGGUAGAGGCCAAUAUGCGCUACCGUCGUCAGGAGGUCACCGAACUUUUGGAAAAGGACGAAUGUGUUAUGUCGAUAACGAAUUUCCCACGUUUAGGUUGUCCCGAAUUUACACAUCCCAUAUACAAUCCCAAUCCCGAUGAUCCAAAUGGUUCAGCCAAAUCUCUAUAUUUCCCCGAUGAGGCCAUUUUCCCCGGUCAUCCACGUUUCAAGACUCUAACACGCAACAUACGCAUGCGUCGCGGCGAAAAGGUGGCCAUCAAACUAAAAGUUUUCAAGGAUGAAAACACCAAGUUACCCGUUGAAGGUAGUCCGGUCAAUGAACCAGAUGUAGUAUUACUAGACGCUAUGGGUUUUGGCAUGGGUUGCUGUUGUCUACAGUUAACAUUCCAAGCUUGCAAUAUAACCGAGGCUCGUACCUUGUACGAUCAGUUGGCACCGUUGUGUCCAAUUAUGUUGGCCCUAACUGCGGCUUCUCCUAUUUAUCGAGGCUAUUUAACGGAAUCUGAUUGUCGCUGGAACGUCAUCAGUUCGUCGGUGGAUUGUCGCACCCAAGAAGAGAGAGGCCUUAAACCAUUAAAGCACAAUAAAUUCCGUAUUGCAAAGUCACGCUACGAUUCAAUCGAUUCAUACCUCUCACCUGAAGGUGAACAAUACAAUGACGUGCCCUUAACCUACGACGAACAGGUAUAUGAAACUUUGCUGGAUGGUGGCAUUGAUCAUCUGCUAGCCCAACAUGUGGCACAUCUUUUUAUACGCGACACCGUAUCUCUGUUCAGUGAAAAGAUCCAUCAAAACGACGAAGAAGAUACCGAUCACUUUGAGAAUAUCCAAUCGACCAAUUGGCAAACAAUGCGUUUCAAGCCACCACCACCAAACUCUUCGAUUGGAUGGCGUGUCGAAUUUCGACCAUGUGAAGCUCAAAUCAGUGAUUUUGAAAAUGCAGCCUUUGUAUGUUUUGUCGUAUUGCUGACACGCGUCAUACUUUCGUAUCAGUUGAAUUUCCUAAUACCGAUCAGCAAGGUGGAUGAGAAUAUGCAGAGAGCCCAGAAACGUGAUGCUUGUCGUAAAGAGAAAUUCUGGUUCCGUAAAAAUGUUCGCAAAUCACAAAAACAAACAACAAAUGGUUAUACAAAUGGAUCGAAUGGCACCACUGCUGCAGUACAUCAAAACGGCAGCAGUAAUGAUGAUGAAUAUGAACUAAUGUCGAUUGGAGAGAUAUUUAAUGGCAAAGCCGAUUGUUUUCCUGGUUUGGUGCCACUAAUACGCAGUUACUUACAAUCAAUGGAAGUCGAUACAGAUACCCAUUGCACUAUUGAACAAUAUUUGCGUUUUAUUGAACGACGUGCAUCCGGUGAACUGGUGACAACUGCCACCUGGAUGAGAGAGCAGGUCUUGAAACAUCCCGACUAUAAAAAAGAUUCCGUUGUUAGCGAUAGCAUUAAUUAUGAUAUCCUUAAGAAAAUUGAAGCCAUACAAAAAGGCAAUUUAAUUGAGCCAACAUUGCUGGGCCAAGGCAAUCAUACAAAAACAAAAGAUUUCAUACCGCUGGCCAUACAGAAGCAUUUGAGUGGCUGUUGUGAAAGCAUAUGACCAAAUGCAGGUGAUACUUACAAAUAUGGUAACGACAAGAACGAGGAUGCUGAUGAUGAUGGCGAUGAUCGUGUUGAUGCUGACG
Musca vetustissima is the source of this 2034-nucleotide messenger RNA. RefSeq names its product glutamate--cysteine ligase-like. Lineage: Eukaryota; Metazoa; Arthropoda; Insecta; Diptera; Muscidae. The coding region runs from base 3 to 1949 and encodes 648 amino acids. The record is from RefSeq and is a predicted model, not a curated record. Gene Ontology annotation, molecular function: glutamate-cysteine ligase activity. The transcript is spliced from 4 exons. Gene Ontology annotation, cellular component: glutamate-cysteine ligase complex. Gene Ontology annotation, biological process: glutathione biosynthetic process.